This is a messenger RNA of Soboliphyme baturini, 1035 nucleotides long. The record is from the annotation of a GenBank genome assembly. NCBI's taxonomy places the organism in Eukaryota, Metazoa, Nematoda, Enoplea, Dioctophymatida, Soboliphymatidae.
AUGUAUGUUCAGAUAAAAGACCAGCUGAAGGCGUUCACCGCUGGAUUUCGGUCGUUGAUCCAUCCUGAAUGGCUGCAAAUAUUUUCUGCUGACGAAUUCCAGAAAAUCAUAUCAGGCGAAUAUGAUGAUAUUGAUCUGCAGGACCUGCGUAAGAACGUACAGUAUUUUGGCGGUUUCCAUAACAAUCAUCCGGUAAUCAAAUGGCUGUGGAGUGUGCUGCAAGACGACUUUUCUCCUGAGGAACGACAUCUGUUUCUUAAGUUCGUUACCAGCAGCUCAAAGCCUCCAGUUUUGGGUUUCAGCAGGUUGGAGCCUCCGUUUUCAAUUCGAUGCGUGGAAGUUAGCGACGACCAGGAUGAGGGAGACACCCUUGGGAGCGUCGUCCGCGGUUUUCUGGCAAUUCGUAAAAAAGAUCCUGUUAGCCGUUUGCCGACCACCUCUACGUGCUUUAAUUUGCUGAAGCUGCCUAUCUACCGGAAGAAGGCUACGCUUCGAGACAAGCUUCGUUAUGCGAUCCACUAAACUGUUUACCGUUCGUUAUGCGUUGUUCAUCGGAUGAAGCUAACCAAUCGUCUAAAUCUCAUGACCAUGAUCGACGCAGUAAUCGCAAAUCACGUGAGUUUGUGUCUGCUUCGUCUGCGGCCGAAGGAGACCUCUAACGAAGGCGAAGAUGACAGUUUGUAUAAUUUCAUGAGCAAGCGUUUGAACCAAAUUUUGAGCGAGAACAUCGAGUUCUCAGAUCCGAUUCAGAGGAAUGAUUCUGAUGAACAGGCAGCUGGUGAAGAGGAAGAGGUCGCUGAUGCCGUCCGCUUGCUCAGCAGCAGCAAAACUUUCGUUUCUGAAACAGAAGACAUCGAAGUGCCUAAAAAGCGUAAAUAUUACUCAGCGAGCGACCUGAUUCAAAAAAAGGACCACGACCACUCAGAAUCGAGUAGUGAUUUGCGUGAAAGGUUCGCUUCGGUAGCUGUAACAGCCGAAUGGCUUUACAAACAAGCUAAACGCCCCAGAAGCAGCGGUUCCGAGGUAUCAUCAUAA